Lotus japonicus is the source of this 1875-nucleotide messenger RNA. RefSeq lists its product as uncharacterized. The transcript has 2 exons. The coding region runs from base 498 to 1769 and encodes 423 amino acids. The record is from RefSeq and is a predicted model, not a curated record. NCBI's taxonomy places the organism in Eukaryota, Viridiplantae, Streptophyta, Magnoliopsida, Fabales, Fabaceae.
ACCCCCCCCAGCCGCUGCCUCUCUCUCUCAUCGCAGCCGCUCCGCCGCCGCCGCGCUCCCCUUAUUCCAGCGCCGCCGCCGCCGUCGGUCACCUUGCUCCAGUCGGUUCUUCUUUUCCCAUCGAAGCACCCACCGCACGCCUCCAAAGGCCUUCUCCCCUUGUGCCCGCGUGCCUCUUCGAGCAACCCCUCCCGUGACCAAAUCCAACGACCGGACACCCAGCCGCCAGCGCCGGCCUCCGCCGUCCCUUACGCCGUCCCCGUCGGCCCCUCCUCUCCGUCGCUGCCCUGUUUGGCUGCCGCCGACCCGUCCAAGCCAGGACCCCAAAACCCGACCCGCCCUCCCCUUCCCAAACGUGUUUCUUGUUUUUUGUUUGGUCGACCGGUUCACACAGCCCGGCUCGACCAGACCGGUUCAUUAAAACCCGGUCCAACCACACCUGCAGCAACCUUUAAAAAAAAAAAAACACACAUUACUUAUUCUGUUUUGCAGGUUACAUGGCUACGUCCGCUUCAACCCCUGGCUCUCCGAACGGUGCCCCCACAAAUGACACCGCUACUACUGUGGUCACUCCACAUGACCCGCCGGCGUCUGCCAAGUCGGACUUUCAUCCGGCCCUUGCUGUCACCAAUAUCAAAAACAACAUUCCCUUCAAACUCGAGAUCGACAAGGACCAUUAUGCUAUGUGGGCUGAAUUGUUUGAAACUCAUGCUCACGCCACUCAAGUGCUCCACCACAUCAUUCCUCAAGCUGGCAUGGAGCCUCCUGCGCGCACCGAUGCUUCCUAUGCCCGGUGGGCCACUCUUGACUUUACUGUCAAACAAUGGAUUUAUUCCACCAUCUCCUUCGAUCUUCUCGCCACUGUUAUGGAGAAAGGUUCUACUGCUAUGGAUACUUGGAACCGUAUAGCUUCUCUGUUUGAGGACAAUCAGAACUCUCGUGCUGUCGCUCUCGACCAGGAUUUCAUCUCCACUCGCAUGGAGGAUUUUCCUAAUGUUUCGGCCUAUUGUCAACGUCUGAAACAUAUCUCUGAUCAGUUGAGGAAUGUUGGUGCCCCUGUUAGUGAUCAUCGUCUUGUUCUCCAGUUGGUCUCUGGUCUCACUGAGCCUUUCCGUGGUGUUGCCACCCUGAUCCGUCAGAGUGAGCCUUUGCCUCCUUUCCUCAAGGUCCGCUCCAUGUUGAUUCUAGAGGAAUCUGGUCUCGCCAGGAUGUCAGGUCCGGCCUCUCAGACUGCUUUGCACACCUCUGCUUCCCGUCCACCGGCCUCCGUUGACUCCUCUCAGCAGCGCCCCACCUACCGCAGCGAUCAGGGCCACUCCAACCAUCGUUAUGGGUCAGGGCAAAAUCGCAAUUAUCAGGGUGGUUCUGGUAAACCUAGGAAGAAAGGUGGCUCCCGUUAUCCUGGAUCACCUGGCUCCUCUGGUUCCUCUACUGCAUCUCCUCCACCCUGGCGCCCACCACCGCUGGCAUCCUGGAAUCCAUGGGGUUGGGCUCCUCCCCCUGGUUGGGCUCCUUCCCCUUGGGGCAUGCCUCCUUGUCCUUACCCCACAUCUCAGUGGUCGCGUCCCAUGGGUGUUCCGCAGCAACCCGGCGUUUUAGGUCCGCGUCCUCAGGCCUACACCGCUACUGCUUCUCCAGCACCCACUGAUAUCGCUGCUGCCAUGCACACCAUGUCCUUGACUCCUCCAGACACCACGUGGUACAUGGACACUGGCGCCUCGUCCCAUACUGCGGCAUCUCAAGACGGGGAUGCCUCUCCUGAGAUGUAACAGCCUCGGCGACCUCUACCCAGUCACUCGUUCCUCUCCCUUUGCUGGUCUUGCUUCUAGUGUCUGGCACAAUCGACUUGGUCAUCCAGCUUCCUCAGCUUUAAAC